AUGGCCAACAUGUUCGGCGCCCUCAACCGCUUCAUCUCCCGCCUCGACUCCGACCCCAACGCCAUCCCCACCACCAAAGGCUCCCCCUCCACCCAACUCCCCAGCACCUACGGCUUCCAAGUCCUCCGUAACCCUGACCAAAAUAUACCAUUAGACCCCUGGUUCGACUUCCUCAUCGGCAUCAACGGCCGCACAAUCGACAACCCAGACCCCAACCUCCUAGCCCAGGAAAUCCGCAACUGCGCCGGCUCGACCAUCAGUCUCGGCGUGUACGGGACGAAAGGCAGCUCGAUCCGGGAAAUCUACGCCACGGUCCCGCCGGACGGCGCAGGGCUGGGACUGAGUCUGCAGUGGGCCCCUCUCGCUUUAGGGGAGGACGUCUGGCACAUUUUAGACGUGAUGCCGAAUUCCCCCGCCGACGUCGCCGGGUUGCUGCCGUACGGAGACUACGUGAUCGGCAGCCCUGAGGGCGUUCUCCGCGGUGAAGGGGCGCUCGGGGAGCUGGUGGAGCGGUGGUUGGAGCGGGGGUUAAGGCUGUUUGUGUAUAAUCAUGAGUACGACGUUACGCGCUUGGUCACGAUUACGCCGUCACGGGCUUGGGGCGGCGAUGGCGCGUUGGGGUGUGUGUUGGGGUAUGGGGCGUUGCAUCGGGUUCCCGCGCCGCUGACGGAGCCGGCGCAGGGCCCGGGGGAGACGUUGUUUGAGAGUGGGAAUGAGUAUUCGCUGCCGCAGCCGGGUGGGGAGGAAGCUGUGAGUGAGGGGCAGGGGGGGCAGGAGUUUUUGGUGCCGGCGAAUAUGCAGGUGCCGUCUACGUCUCCGCCGCCGCCGACGAGUGGCGGUGGUCCGCCGCCUGCUGGCAAAGCGAGGAAGCAACGGGCGCAUCACUCUGCUGUGCCGGCUGCUGGACUGGACGACUAUUUCGCGGAAGGCGAGCAAAAGUCGCGAGAGCUGGAGGGAGACAAGUCACCGAAGCCGACUGGGAAUUUACCACCGCCGCCACCAAAGGGUGGACCUCCGAAGGUUGCAUCGCCUGCCCCGUCUACAGAGUGA
Saxophila tyrrhenica is the source of this 1050-nucleotide messenger RNA. RefSeq lists its product as uncharacterized. Lineage: Eukaryota; Fungi; Ascomycota; Dothideomycetes; Mycosphaerellales; Extremaceae. The record is from RefSeq and is a predicted model, not a curated record. Gene Ontology annotation, molecular function: protein binding. The transcript has a single exon. Gene Ontology annotation, biological process: Golgi organization. Bases 1 to 1050 code for a protein of 349 amino acids. Gene Ontology annotation, cellular component: Golgi apparatus.